Molecule: messenger RNA, 4914 nt
Organism: Heterobasidion irregulare TC 32-1
Lineage: Eukaryota; Fungi; Basidiomycota; Agaricomycetes; Russulales; Bondarzewiaceae
Exons: 9
Coding region: 1-4914 (1637 amino acids)
Biological process (GO): microtubule organizing center organization; nuclear migration; vesicle transport along microtubule
Cellular component (GO): nuclear envelope; microtubule associated complex; kinetochore
Molecular function (GO): dynein complex binding; microtubule plus-end binding; ATP hydrolysis activity
Source: RefSeq, a predicted model, not a curated record
AUGGUAACAGCUAUUCGCGCCGUCGAUCUGCCCAAAGUACAAGGUCUCUUUUGCAUUCGGAACAUCAAUGGUAGAUUCUACUGUACCAUCACGAUUGACGAAAAGCAAGAACGCACCGAGGUUGCUCGCCGAGGCAGUUCUCCAGAGUGGGAUAAAUCGUUCUCCUUUUAUGCCCACCCGUCUUCAACUUUGACGCUUCACAUCUAUGCUUGCAGAAGGAUACGCAGGGACCAGCAUAUCAGCGUGAUCACAGAACCCAUCUCAACGUUGUGUUCUUCAAUAAUCAACGGCGGCACUGAAGAGUUCACCAGGUCUAUUCCAGGAGAAUCAAAGGCUCGACUCAAGUUGCGGAUUAUAGUAGGAGGCAAUAAAGAGACACCGAUUAAUGCACUUGCAAGCAUUGAGCGCGCGUUACCCGCUGUGAAAUCUCCCUCAAGAGCUGUCGGCACAACGCUGGAAGACGUGGCCUCUGGUGCCGAAGUUGUCCAGGGUCUUUCCGACGCUUCGAGAUCCCUCUUUGGAAAGAUGAAGGUCUUCUGUGAUCUGAUGGACCUGGUGACGGAAGUUCAACCCUAUUCGAGAAUGGCUUGGAUGGUCGUCUCUGCGGCCCAAAAGCUUUUUGAGAAGUCAAAGGAGCACAAUCGACAAGUUCAGAAGCUGGUCGCAACCAUGGACUCACUCUACAACAUCGUGAGCGAAUUGAAGGUCAAUCCCGAGAAGAUCCAGUCUCAUCAAGGCCUGCUGCGACGGAUAGCUCAACAGACCACGGAAUGUUGCUACUUUAUCCGUGAAGGUGUUAAUAAGGAGGAUUUCGCGGAUCGGCACCGACUUUCUGUGACGGAUGCCCAUAUUGAUAAAUAUUGCGCAGCAUUCGCAGACAUGGAGAAGGAAUUCUAUGGUCGACUAGUCGGCCAAGCUGGGAUUGCUGUCAUGCGCAUCCUGGACGUUGUGGAAGACCAUCCCACGGAAACCAAUUUGGAUGGCAUGCCGUACGCGAACGGUGUCAGCUUUGAUAUGUCCAAGAGAUGUCACCCGGGAACUCGCACGAGCCUUUUGGAUGAGAUUGCAGAUUGGAUCAAUGCAGAGGAUGCUCCACGGGUCCUCCUACUCUCUGGUGCUGCGGGUACGGGUAAAUCGACCAUCUCCCACACUAUUGCUCAUCGAUUCAAGAAUGUGGGUCGUCUCGGAGCGUCUUUCAGCUUCACACGUGGACAGGCGGACCGUGGGCCCAACAAGCUCCUCUCAACGGUCGCGCAGGAUUUGGCUGACUUGGACCAGCACAUACGACGCGCUCUGGGCGAGGUUGACCAUCGCGAUAAGGAUCAUCAGACCAUGUCAAACGUUCGCACACAGUUUGAACGUCUCAUUCUAGAGCCAAUCAAGACACUCGUGUUUACUGGCCCCAUCGUCAUAGUCAUUGAUGCUCUAGACGAAAGUGGUGAUCCCACAUCUCGCGAAGAGCUGCUUCAGGUACUGGUCACCAGGGCUCAGGAUCUUCCGGCCAAUUUUCGCAUCUUCCUCACAUCCCGCCCCGAGCCAGAUAUCGAGCGUUUGUUCCGACACAAUGAUCGCGUCGCCGUAAAGAGGAUGUGGGAUCUUUCGCCAUCAUCGACCGAGGCCGACCUCAAAUUAUACAUUCACGCACGUCUGAGCGAUCCUGAUCUCGAUGACAUCGAUGACGAAUGCAGGCGCACGCUUGUUUCAAAAUCAGCCGGUUCAUUUCAGUGGGCAUAUGUUGCCUGCGAGUUCAUCAAAGGCAUGGGGAUGCCAGGAUCUGCCUCUAGGGAGCGAUACGACCUUUUAAUCCAGGGCACGACUGGUAAAGCCCGGCCACUGGAUCAUCUGUAUAGGAUGGUUCUAUCUCAUUUUUUCCAAGCAGGAGGCUCUUUGGUCCUGAACAGGUUCAAGCUCCUCAUGGGACUUCUAUUGGUCGCGUUUGAACCCCUCUCCGUUGGGCUGCUGAACAAAUUACUCCACGCUGCGAGAGACGGAAACCCUGGUUUUAAGGUGAAAAAUAUCUUGGACUACAUGGGCUUUUUGCUGAGCGGCGUCACCGGAGAUGAGCCUGUCCGUCCUCUGCAUGCCUCAUUCCGUGACUUCUUGUUGGAUCCUUCCCGCAGCGUCGAAUUCUGUGUCGAUACGUCGCAAGCGCACCGAGACUUGAUUUUGGCUUCAUUGUAUAUCAUGAAGAAGGAGCUCGCAUUCAACAUAUGCGGCCUAGAAUCCUCUUAUGUCUUGAAUCAAAACAUCCCCGACCUCGCGGACCGUAUCCAGAAGCAUAUACCGGCUCGUCUUUCGUACUCUUGUCGCUUCUGGGCAGAGCACUUGCGAGGCUUGCGUUUCGCCAUUGACCCGAUACUCUUGAAGGACAUGGAAGUGAUACUUACCCAAAAAUUCCUGUUCUGGCUCGAAGCGAUGAGCCUCCUCGGUGAUAUAUCUGGAUGCGCACAGGCAUUGUCUUUUCUCGCCGAUUGGAGUUCUGGUACGAAUACAGGCCAAAUUUCGCGGCUCGUGAGUGAUGCUCGAGUAUUCGUGAAUACGUUCGCAUUUCCCAUGUCACAAUCCGCUCCGCACGUCUACUUGUCUGCCCUCCCAUUUACACCACCAACUUCUACGGUGUUCAGGUCAUUCAAUGGCGAGUUCCCUCAAACGAUAUUCCGGGAUUGGGCUGGGGCUACUGGUCAUUGGCCGGUCGUCCAGGAUGUCAUACAUGCAACCGUGACUACAGUCGUCUCAUCGCUCAUGUUCUCACCAGACGGCUCGCGCAUCGUGACAGGUUUGCAGGACAGUACGAUCAGGUUAUGGGAUGCGAAAACUGGCGCAGCAGUGGGCGAGCCUCUACAGGGACAUAAAAGUCGGGUCCAGGCUGUUGCUUUCUCACCUGACGGCUCGCGCAUCGUGUCAGGCUCGAUCGACAAGACGAUCCGGAUAUGGGACACGGCAACUUGUGCCACUACGUGCAAGCCUCUCGAGGGACAUACAGGUUGGGUACAAUGUGUCGCUUUCUCCCUCAACGGCCUGCUCAUCGUAUCAGGAUCAAUCGAUACCACUAUCAGGAUCUGGGAUGCAGCUACAGGUGCAGCUUUGGGCGAGCCUCUCAAAGGUCAUGUAGAUGAUGUCCUGUCCAUUUCUUUCUCGCCAGACGGUUCGCGCAUAGUGUCGAGCUCAAUUGAUGCGACAAUCCGGAUAUGGGAUGUGGCAUCAGGGGCGGCCCUGGGUAAGCCUCUCAAGGGACACACAAGUUGGAUUCGAUCUGUUGUUUUUUCGCCGGAUGGCUUGCGUAUUGCAUCAGGUUCGGACGACAAGACAAUCAGGAUAUGGGAUUCAGCAACAGGUGCCGCUGUAGGCCAGCCUUUCGAAGGACACACAAAUCGUGUCCAGUGCGUUGCUUUCUCGCCAAACGGGUCGCACAUCGUGUCAGGGUCAACUGAUGCGACAAUUCGGGUGUGGAAUUCGGCGACGGGCGUCGCUGUGGGCGAGCCUCUUGAAGGACAAGCAGAUGAUAUCCUAUCCAUCACUUUCUCGCCAGACGGUUCGCAUAUAGUAUCAGGCUCAAAUCAUGCGACGAUCCGGGUAUGGGAUGUGGCAGCGCAAAUCGCUGCAGGCGAGCUUUUCGAAGGGCACACAGAUUGUGUCCAUUCUGUCGCCUUUUCCUCCAACAGCUCCUACGUUGUGUCAAGUUCAUCCGACAAGACGAUCCGGCUGUGGGACGCGGCAACGGGGUUCGCUAUGGGCGAGCCGCUCAGGGGACACACUGGUUGGGUUCAGUCCGUUGUUUUUUCACCAGAUGGCUCGAGAAUCUUGUCAGGCUCACGCGACUCAACAAUCCGGGUAUGGGAUACGGGAACAGGCACCGCUGUGGGCGAGCCUUUGGAAGUAGGCACUCUUGGGGUCCAGUCUAUCGCUUUCUCACCAGAUAGCUCGCGCAUUGUUUCAGGCUUGGAUAACGGGACUCUCCGAGUUUGGGACACGGAAACAGGCGCAGCUGUGAGUGAGCCUUUCAUGGGGCACGCAGGUUCGGUGCAUUCCGUCGCUUUCUCGCCAGAUGGUUCGUACAUCGUAUCAGGCUCGUUUGACAAGACGAUACGGAUCUGGGAUGCGACAACAGGUGCCUCUGUGGAUGACCCCUUCGAAGGACAUGUAGAUCAGGUUCAUUCUGUUGCCUUCUCGCCAGACGGCUUAUACAUCGUGUCAGCCUCGCGAGACUGGACGAUCCGGCUGUGGGAUACGGCAACGGGUUCUGUGGGCCAGUUUUUCGAAGGACACACAUCCUGCGUCAAUUCCGUCGCCUUCUCACCAGACGGCUCGCGUAUCGUAUCAGGCUCAUCAGACAAGACGAUACGGUUGUGGGAUACGGUAACAGGUGCUACUCUGGGUGAACCUUUCGAGGGACAUACAGAUAGUGUCAUGUCCGUUGCUUUCUCGCCAGAUGGCCUGCACAUUGUCUCGGGCUCGCGCGACGCGACCGUCAGGGUGUGGGAUGCACCAAUGAGUCUCUUUGUCGGUGAGGCUCCUUCUGGGCAUGCGAAGGAAGAUGAAUCAUCUUCAGCCUCCGAGAAAGAUGGCGGUGAUCUGGCUGCGUUGGACUCAAACACUCUGGUUUCUGCUCCGCAUCAUGUCCCAAUUUUGUUCUCAUCGCGAUGCGAGCACGCAUUGCCCAAUGUGGACAACCUCUAUGCAUCCUCUAUGCCGCCUCAAGUCCAUUAUCGUACAUCUAGACACCUGACCGAGGAUGGUUGGAUGAUGGGUCCGGCAUCGCAGCUCUUGUUCUGGGUGCCCAGUGCGUUUCGCGAUAAGCUGUGGCCUGAUGGAAGGUUGAGGCGAGUUAUUGGGAGAGAAUAUUUACAGCUUGACCUCAGUCAAUUUAUUCAUGGAUCCUCUUGGACUGAUUGUUAUCGCCCUUCCGCAUCUUAG